This is a messenger RNA of Drosophila takahashii, 1015 nucleotides long. RefSeq lists its product as uncharacterized. Lineage: Eukaryota; Metazoa; Arthropoda; Insecta; Diptera; Drosophilidae. The record is from RefSeq and is a predicted model, not a curated record.
CUUCACUUUUUUACCGCUCCAUUACAUAUCCAAAUUGUUUGUCUUCCUGGUUAAAAUCCUUUUUGGCCUUUAAAAUGUCCGCUCCGGAAAGCAGUUGUCGGCGAUGGAUACAGAAAAAUUGGGUCGAUGGUAAAUGUAGGAAAUGUUUCGAGUCCUCCUGCGGUCCCUGCAUUGACUACAGGGUAUCAACGCCCAAAGGAAGCGUAGUUGAGCCGCAGGCGGAUGUCGUUCAUGCCAUUAUCGAGCCGCAGGCGAAUGUACAGGCCACCAUCGAACCGGAAGGUCCUGUGCGGCAGGAGAUCAACAUCCGGGCAGAGUGCAGCAAGGGGCGUCCGCUCCUGGAGUCCGACAAGGAUAAGCUCAGGUGCUGCACCAUGUGCGUGGCCCAGGAGCAGAAUCUGCGACCCAAUCUCUGCUCGGCGGCGUGCAGGCCACUUCAAACUAAUUUACACCUAAAGGAGUGGACCAAGCGGCCCCGGCCCAAACCCACCUACCAACACUCGGUUAUCCUAGACAAUAACACCAUAGUGGGUCGAUGCUAUCCGAUCAAAUUCCAGCUGAAGCGCCUGAAGAACAAGUGCUUGGAUUGCGGGAACGAUCUCUACUUCCGGUAUCCCAUCACGAACAACAGCGACCUUCUGCUUAUAAAGAACUGCUGCGACGUGGAGGUCUAUCCCGCCAUGAAAGUGGAGAAUAUGAACAAUGUUAGGGUGACGAAGAUAUCCGGAGUCAAGAAGUUUGCCAACAGCCUGCUGAAGGAGCAUUCCGAGUGCCGAUUGUUCACCCUGGCCAGCCAACUUCCGGCAGAAAAACCAUUGAUGCCCUCGCCCUCAAGGAGGAGUACUCGAAAGAGCCGGAAGAGUACGAGGAAGAGCAGAAAGAGUAGAAAGAGUACUCGGGCCAGCAGGAAAAGUAGGAAGAGCAGUAAGAAAUAAGACAAAAUAUGCCUAUAAAUCCCCUGAACGGACAAAAAUAACGGACAGAAUACUAGAAAAAUUAACAAACUAAUUAUAUA